UUUGAAUCGGGCGUUGAUACCGGGAAUGGAGGAUACGACGAGGCUCACCGAUCCGGAGGACGAACGCCGGCGAGAAAACGAGAAGGUGGAGGCGAAGCGGAGAGCGAGCCCGAACGGCGGCCAAGCAAGAUUGUCGAAGCAAGAGUUCGGGGAUGACGAGUACAGCACGGAUAGCGGGUGCAGCAGCGGGGGGAGCAGCGGAAGCGCGGAGAGAUUGUCGCGUCGCGGAAGUAGCGAGCGACUGUGCCGCGCCGCGAGAUUAUCGAGGACCCACUGCUACUUGGACAGGCUUCGUGGCCGGCCGACCCGCUCCCAGGAGAAGCUCUCCUCGGUUCAAAGAAGCUCGGCGCGUGUUCGUGCCAAAUCCUCCCGCUCGUGGAGCCCGGGGGACGUGAGGGGGGGCGUCGGGAGGACGUCCGAGUCUCUCUCCUACUCCUCGACCCCCUCGGACGCGCACAGCAGCACCGACUCGUUGAAGAGAUCGAGCACCACGGACGUCCUACGAAAGGCCCUUCAAACGCUCAAGAUAUCCGCGAAAUGGGAGGAGAAGAAGAACAAGCACGCGAAAAAGAGCCCGAAACGGAUACUUCGCAGCCCGGUCGCCUACACGUACGUGAAGGGCCUUUCGGGCCUGCCGACCCAGAGGGUUCCAAGGAGGGUUGCCCAACAAUUGGCGAUGCCCUGCUCCUGUCAAAAUUCCGUCGGUAUAUACCGAUAA
Apis dorsata (giant honeybee) is the source of this 718-nucleotide messenger RNA. RefSeq lists its product as uncharacterized. Bases 26 to 718 code for a protein of 230 amino acids. The transcript has a single exon. The record is from RefSeq and is a predicted model, not a curated record. NCBI's taxonomy places the organism in Eukaryota, Metazoa, Arthropoda, Insecta, Hymenoptera, Apidae.